AUGAUCCUGCUGUCGGAGAUUAAUGAGAACACGAUCAACCAGAAUCUCCAUGUGCGGUACGACCGCGACAAUAUUUACACCUACACGGGAACCAUCCUCGUGGCCGUGAAUCCGUAUAAGGAAUUAUACAUUUACGAUGAGGGACACAUCCAGAAGUAUCUUGCAAACAAGAUGUCCCAGCUGGAACCUCAUGUGUUUGCUGUAGCUCAGGCUUCCUACUACGAGCUCCAGAGCAAUUCCAAGAAUCAGGCCUGUGUUAUAUCGGGUGAAUCAGGAGCCGGGAAAACGGAAUCCACGAAGUUCAUUCUCCAAUAUCUUUGUGCCGUAUCGGCCUCGCAGAGUCAGGGUUCCUCCUGGAUCCAACAACAGAUCCUCGAAGCGAACACGAUUCUCGAGGCCUUCGGUAACGCAAAGACAGUGCGCAACGAUAACUCUAGCCGCUUCGGUAAAUUUAUCCAAGUCUGCUUUGAUCAGAGGUAUGAGAUCAAGGGAUGUGUCGUUCAGGAUUACCUCCUCGAACAAUCACGCAUCACCCUGGUAUCACCUCAAGAACGCAACUAUCACGUCUUCUAUCAGCUAGUCGCUGCAGGCCAAGCUUCAAAGGAGUUCGGCCAGCAGUUUAUGCUGGACGAAUGUUCGAAGUACAAAUAUUUGAAUCAAGGUGCCGAAGGAAUCGAAGGCGUCGACGAUGCCAAAAUGUUCGACGCUCUCCGGCUGGCUCUGAGCGUGUUGGGCAUCGAACAGGAUAUGAUGGAUGGCAUGUUCAGUACCCUAGCGGCGAUUCUAUGGCUCGGCAACGUCGAUUUCACCGAGAGUGGUGGGGAAGACGAAGGUUCAAAACUCACCCAUGAGGAUGAGGAGUCGCUAGUGAAGGUUGGCAAUCUUCUUGGACUAGAACUCACCCAGCUCAAAUACAUACUCCUCCAUAGACAGAUUAUUGUGCGAGGCAAUGUCACCGAAAUUCCCUUCAAACUUUCUGAGGCGCAACAAAAUCGCCACGCCGUGGCCAAAGCCCUGUACAGCCGUUGCUUCGCUUGGGUGAUAGACUUCAUUAACCGAUGCACAAGUCCGAAAGACAGAGCGACGGCUGCGGACACUGGACGUUUCCUUGGAGUUCUCGAUAUUUUCGGCUUCGAGGACUUCGGGUCGGAGAAGAACAGCUUCGAGCAACUUUGUAUAAAUUACACCAACGAAAAGUUGCACAAAUUCUUCAACCAUUAUGUUUUCUCGUUAGAACAACAUACGUAUCAACAAGAAGGCAUCAAAUAUAAGCAUAUCGAUUUUGUGGACAACUCGCUGUGUCUGGAACUAAUCGAGAAGCCACCCAAAGGAAUAUUGCGUCUCCUGGUCGAAGAAUGUCGCAUGCCGAAAGGGUGCGAUGGGAGCUUCGUGUCCAAAUUGCAUUCAGAGCUGAUUGAGCACAAUUAUUAUGUGAAGGGUGAGGACAGGAGACGCUGGGAAAGCGAGUUCGGGAUAAAACAUUACGCAGGAACCGUCAUGUAUAAGGCUCACGGGUUUUUAGAGAAGAACAAAGACGCUCAAGUAGAUGCGCUUUUUGAGCUCAUGCUCAAAUCGUCCAACUCGUUCGUGACAGACCUUGUGAGAUUCCGUGAUUUGCUGGAAAUCACAUUGACUCGCUCAAAUGAGAACCAGGUCAUCGAUGACCCCAGCCUUGGAAUCAAUGAUCUUAUCUUGCAGCUAACCGGCGAUGCAAAGCCGACGCAGAUGACAAUGUCGCGAACCAUGAGCAAGUCGAAACCAACGGUGGCCGAUGCCUUCAGACAGCAGUUGACGGCUCUCGUCGACGUGCUCCACUCAACGAAUCCGUGGUACGUUCGCUGUAUCAAGCCAAACUCGCUCAAGAAAGCUUCGUUCUACGACGAGCAACUCGUAAUGGACCAACUGAAAUACUUGGGGAUGAUGGAAAUAAUCAAUAUCCGCCGCAUGGGAUAUCCCGUUCAUCUCGAGCAUAAGGAAUUCGUCUUGAAGUAUCGCUGUUUGAUGGGCACACGGCGGUACUCGAUAAAACGGUCUCAGAACGCGAUCGAUUCGGUCAAGAUCAUCCUGAAUUUCCUCAAAAUGAAGGAUCUCGAUUGGCAAAUCGGGAAAUCCAAAGUGUUCCUCAGGAGCUCCGUCUCCAACGUACUCGAAGAGAUGAGGAAGAACAUUCUUCAUGACAGCGCGAUCGCGAUCCAGCGCCGUUAUAGAGGCUGGAAGUGCAGAAAAGAAUUUUUGCGGAAGAAAACAGCUGCCACGAAGCUUCAGCAAUACUAUCGAGCUCGUUGCGACAAGAUUCGAUUCAACAAGAUGCGGCGAGCCGCCAUCACGAUCCAAGCCUUCGUCAGAGGAAUGUUUGCUCGGGAAGUCGCCUCAGCGUUGCGCGAGCGCAAGAAAGUGGAAGAGGCUUUGGAGAACGAAAGAAUCCGACAGGAGAAGCUCGCCCAAUCCAGAGAGCUGCAAGAGGCUGAAGAUAUCAUUAAGGCGGCGCAAGAAGAAUUGGCCGUGAUCACCGAAAUGGUUCAAGUCAAACAGGCUGGACAGAAACUCAACGAAAUCGAGAGUUCAGCCGAGUCGCAAGAAAAAGAUGGUGUUCAAGUCGAUCUCGACCAGAUGUUCUCGUUCCUCAGUGAGGUGCAACAGACUCCCCUGGAGGAGAAACAAAUCACAGACCCGACCAACGGUUCCUCGGAAGCCGUCGGGAACGACAAGGGGGAGUCCCGUUCCGAACCCGAGCAACACAUUCCAAUACAGCACAAUGGGGUCGCUGACGACGAGCGAGUUCCAGUGGAUCCAAAAGAAAUCGAACCAAGAUCCAAGGAACCUAUCCAAUCCCUGCAACCGUCGUCGACGGUAUCGAGCAAGGGCGAAGCUGCUAAGCUGCCUCGCACCGCCUCGCCAAUCAAACCAGAAGACACCGAUUCCGAGUGCAACGGUGAAGACGAUGAAGAGGAGCCCCCUCCGCCACCCCCGAUGCCUCCCCAAGGUCUGGGGGCUCUCCAUGCUCAGCAGACCUUGCCGCAAGAGAAGGACAAGAACAAGUUACAAGUACUCACCAGCAGCCCCUUCGCAUCGCAAGCCCCUUCGACGCCAGUGCGGACGCGGCAUGACAGCAGCACGAAUCACAGUAACGCGGAAAGUGCGACAGAAAACGCUGAGCGAGAGCUGCGGCGCAAACAACGUGUCGAGAAGAAGCUCAGCGAAAUGCAGGAACAACAGGAGAACCGCAAGAGCCGCAUAGCUUCCGAGCCCGCCUCGGCAACCUCCAUGCUGGAAUUCGCUCAACUUCAUUUCGCAAAACAUCCGAAAGAGUUCUAUCAAAGCUCUCAGACGACCCAAGUCAUGCGCACGCUGACGCGGAGACGGAAGACGAUAACGAAUUCGGAAGCUGUGCCUUUCGAAGAGAUGAUCGCCUAUUGCAAGCAGGGAGCGAUUCCCGGGCCUCAUCUGAAAUCCAUAAGAGACACGGAGAUGAUUCAGAACGCUUGCAGCAACUUCAAAGACCUUAGCAAAUACGUGAAGGGAGACAUGCAUCCCGACGGCGAGAUGCUCUACAUACAGACAGUAUGCCAACUCGGCAUCGAACACGAAAUCCUCCGGGAUGAGAUUCUUGUGCAAAUCACUCGUCAGGCGACUGGGAAUCCAUUGGGGCGGGAGGCCCUAAGUCGACUGUGGCUCCUCGUUGCCUGUUGCAUCGGCUGCUUCAAGCCGGGCAAAGUCCUACUGAAGUACUUCAGUGCCAUUGUGCGAGAGCGGGCCAACGACGAGACAGAAGAUGUAGAAGUUCGAUCAUUCGCUCAGUACGCUCUCAACGAGCUUAACGCUGCCGGAACCAGUGUUGUGGGACGACGGUGUCCGCCCUCUCAGCAUGAAGUUGACGCGGUGCGUCGACGGGAGCCGCUUCUCUGCCGCCUGUAUCUCAUGGACGGGCGCAGCAAGGCUGUCGAAGUGCAGGCAUCGACUACGGUCUUGCAAGCCACGAAAGCCUUAGCUGAAAAAAUCGGACUCAAGAAUACCGAGGGCUGGACAAUCUACGAAUAUAACCCUGACAGGCAUCAAGCAUUGAAAGCGUACGACUACAUCGCCGACAUCGUCUACCAGUGGGAAUUCCACAAGCGAACCUCUGCGCAACUGACGAAGUACUCGAGCGUCACGAAGAAGACGACAAGUCUCGCCGUCGGCGCGGGAGACUGUAGAUUCCUGUUCAAGAAACGACUCUUCAAAGCCAUUCGUGAGAUCCCGCAAGACCCAAUCGAAGUAGAUCUACUGUAUGCUCAAGUCGUUCACGACGUCGUCAAUAUGGAUUACUAUCCUGUGAUGGAGCGCGUGGCACUGCAAUUGGCCGGUCUUCAAGCCAGAGUGAUAUUGGGUGAACCUGGCCAAACAACGCCAGAGGAUAAUCUGGAGAAGUUCGGGAAAAAUCUACCCGGAUAUCUUCCACGGAGAAUCAGAGAUCGUAGGAGCGAACUCGAAUUCUCACAGGCCAUAGCAGCGGCUUAUAAAGCAUAUGGCAAAGAUAAAUCCGAACUGGUCUGCAAGGUUUGGUACUUAUCGAUCGUGAUGCAGUACCCCCUGUACGGCACCACUCUCUACCCUGUCAAGUGUCGCGGUUUCUUGACCUACGAUCAUCAGAUGCUGCUGGGCAUUUCGGCUGAGGGUGUUUUGUUGGUGAACGCCGAAACUAAAAGUAUACUGAAUGCCUACCGCUACAACGAACUCGAGAGUGUCCGUGUUGCGAGCGACGAAGAUAGCAUCACGUUCACUCUCCCCAAAGAUGUGCCUGACAUUCAUAAGUGCUACAUGUUCGAAACUAGAGAGAAAAUGGAUAUAGCCAAUCUUAUUUCCUCGUACGCGCCGAGCAUCGCCAGCUGGCUGAAGCCGACGUUCGAAGUCAACGUGAAGACGCGUUUGGCAUUCGAAGACAGAAUGAAGCUGCACCAAGAAGUUCUGAAGUGUCGCAAGAACGUCGUUGAUACCGGCUUACUCAACAAACCAGACCAGGACACGGGCAACAUAUUCAAGAAUACAUUGCGGAAAUUCCAUAAGGGCGCCACAAAGUACAGCAGUCUGCGUCAGGAGUACGCUGCCGAGGGUUACAAGUCGUUCGGACACGAGUAUUGGGCUUUCAGCAGGAUGCCUUUGGGCCACUCGCUGUUGGUGAUCUCUGAUCCGGAACUUGAGAGCGCGGCGCGGCGCCUGUUCUCAUGCAUUCUGAUAUUCUCAGGACUCCUAGAAGAGGACGACGACUGGCACGGCCAAAGGGACCUGAUCCAGAUGGCUCAGUGGAUUGUAGAAUGUGGGAUGCGAAGAGACACACUCCUGAACGAGCUGUUCUUGCAGCUCAUCAAACAGACCACCGAUCAUCCAGAGCCGAACAGCAGAGCCAACGUUCGCCAUUGGCAACUGUUGGCACUCCUGUGCUCACUAGUGCUUCCAACCCAGAAACACAUCCUGCAUUAUUUGCACGCACACCUUAAACAUUGUGCCAUGGACGUUGUGACCGAGGAAGGUCAGUUUGCUCAAUUCUCGCUGAAAUGUCUCCUUAGAACGAUGGAAACCCGCGGUCGGAAAUGGCCUCCGUCUCGCGAAGAGGUUUCGUGCACCACCCGGCGACAUCCUUGUAGGACCAGGAUCCAGUUCCUCGACGGCCAACUACAACAAGUCGACUUCGACCCGUGCACCAGUGCUCAGGAAGUUGUCACUGUAAUAAAACGGCGUCUCAAUUUGCGUCAAGACGCCGAGGGCUACUCCCUCUACGAGGUCAUCGGUACCACGGAGCGUGCAAUGGCACCCGCGGAGAAACUCGGAGACACGCUUUCGAAAUGGGAAAGAUGGACGCAGCAGCAACAGAUCAAGAAAGAGGCCGCGGCCGCGACCGGUGCUAAUAGCGAGUUCAACAAUAAUGCGAAAGACGAUCUGAAGCCGCAGAAGCAGCAAAUUUUCCUCUUCAAGAAACACCUCGUCAUUGACACACUCGUUGAUUUGAGCGAUCCAGUCGAGGAGGAGCUGAUCUUCCAUCAGCUGGUGUAUAACAUUCGAUUGGAUCGCUUCCCAAUAAACUCGCAAGAGGCGGUGAUGCUCUGCUCGCUGCGUGCUCAGCUGGAUUACGGCGACUACAAAGGGGACACAAUCGUGGACUACCGCAAAGUAAUGGCUCAGUGUUUGCCGAUGCGACUGUUGAAACAACUUUCGGCCGAUGCAGUCGUGGCCCAACAUCAAAUCUUGGGUGGAAUGAGCGUCUCGCAAAGCAAAGGAGCCUUCUUGGCCCUUUUGCGCAGCUGGCCGCUAUGGGGCAGUAGCAUUUUCGAAGUUCAGCAGAGCACCACCUGCUCGUGGCCGAAACUGCUCUGGCUCGCAGUUGAUCAGACCGGCUUACAUCUGCUGGAGAUCCGUACGCGCAACGUACUGUGCACCUGCGAGUAUGAGAACAUUGUUAACUAUUCGCCAUCGCUCAACUCGAUUAUCGUUUUCACGCAGAGCCAACGACAUCUCGACUCCCAUCCGGACACUCAGACCUCUCAUCCGCAGCGCCAGAAGGGAUCAAAGUACAUUUUCAACACUAAUCAAGCCCUUCAGAUAGCUCAUCUUAUCAAGGACUACGUGAACGCGUUGCAGCUGAAACGCAAACCACGUGAAUGCAAACGAGCCGUUACGACAACUCUCGAUACGUCGGACCGUUGGGGAGGAACUUACGGACGAAAUAUGUACACUGACAUCAUCUAA
Messenger RNA from Galendromus occidentalis (western predatory mite), 6720 nucleotides. It is a transcript of the gene Myo81F, whose product is annotated as unconventional myosin 81F. The transcript is spliced from 22 exons. Gene Ontology annotation, cellular component: myosin complex; cytoskeleton. Bases 1 to 6720 code for a protein of 2239 amino acids. The record is from RefSeq and is a predicted model, not a curated record. Gene Ontology annotation, molecular function: ATP binding; cytoskeletal motor activity; protein binding. NCBI's taxonomy places the organism in Eukaryota, Metazoa, Arthropoda, Arachnida, Mesostigmata, Phytoseiidae.